UUCGUGAAUAUUUAUGCAUACAAUAAUCAGUCGUUGUUGUUCAUCAUAAUAACACAAGUCAUAAAUAUCCUCAACAGAACUAAAUAAUUUAGUUCCAACAAUUCUUUUCUUCCAUCAAUAAAUAUUAUACUUCCCUCACGGUGUUACCAAAAGAUUCUCACAAAAUACGAGAUAAAGUACAUGUAUUUUGGACUCACAUCCCCGCCUACGUUUGUAAAUUCUUCCUUGGCGUUGGCGUCCAUGUUUUCCUUUUAAACCAAAGUUGUGGUGUGUAUCAACUGACUUUUGAAUACACACACAAUCACUGUAUGUAUAUGUGUAUAUAAUACCCAAUCUAAUACUUCUUGCUUUCGUCUCGCCAACCCCCAUAAAAAUUUCUUUAAAUCUUCGAGAAAUGAAAGCCCCCAUCAAUUAAAGAUCACUUUUUUCUAUCUGGGUAGCAGACGGAUUGUCUAUCGGAUGCUUAGAGGGUAUCUUACGAGUGAUUAGGACUGAACAUAGCCCCAUGUAACGAGGACUCUCUUUUGGUUGAAAUAUCUGGGAGUAACUUUUGGCAAUAUGGUGGAUGGCAUGCAAGAUGAAGAAGUUGGCAGCAAGCCCCUCGGAAGGUGCUCUGUUUUCACUUAUGGGAUGGGGCACAUGCUCAAUGACAUUACAUCUGCCUGUUGGUUUACUUACCUCCUAGUAUUUUUGACUGACAUUGGAUUGUCUCCAGGGGAUUCGGCGGCCGUUAUGCUUUCUGGUCAAGUAGCUGAUGCAUUUGCAACCGUAUUUGCUGGCGAAUUGAUUGACAGAUUUGGAUACUUCAAGAUAUGGCAUGCUGCUGGGUCUGUAUUGGUUGCCUUUUCAUUUUCAUCAGUUUUUGGUGGUUGCAUGCCUUGCAAGAUCCUUGGCAACAACUCAUUGAAGCUGCAGACCAUAGGAUAUAGCAUAUUUGCAGCAAUCUUCAAUAUCGGUUGGGCUGCUACUCAAGUUUCACACAUGUCUAUGGUGAACUGCAUCACGAGCAACUCCACGAGUAGAGUAAUGUUGACCAGCUGUCGCAAUGCUUUUACCAUGGUUGCUAACCUCAGCCUGUAUGCCAUUGCUUUGCUAGUCUUCAGUGUAAGCACAUCAAAGACAGUUGUCAAUGUUGAAAAUCAGUACCGCUGGAUAGCAUACUCGUCAAUUUUCUUUGGAUGCUGCUUUGUGGCCAUAUUUCUUAUUGGAACUAGAGAGCCAAGAUUAUAUCGAGGAGAUUGCAAGACUUACACCCGGAUUUCUUGGACUUACUGGUUUAAGAAAAUUCUGUACUACCAAGUUGCUCUUGUCUAUGUUGUCACCAGAUUAGUAACCAAUGUUUCACAGGCGUUUCUGGCAUUUUAUGUUAUCAAUGAUCUUCAGAUGGCCCAAUCUUCUAAAGCUUUGGUUCCUGCAAUCAUCUACAUUUGCAGCUUUAUUGUAUCAAUCUUCCUACAGGAAAUGAGAUGGACCAGCCAACACUUGAAGGCCAUUUUUAAUGCUGGAUGUUUUCUUUGGAUAUCCUGUGGUAGUAUCAUCCUCUUCUUACCAAGAAGCAUGAAUUACUAUAUGUACAUUCUGUCAAUACUUAUUGGCAUGGCUAAUGCACUAAUGAUGGUGGCUGGGAUAAGCAUGCAAAGUGUUCUAGUGGGUGAAGAUCUUAAUGGCGUUGCCUUUGUUUAUGGAUCAUUGAGCUUUUUAGAUAAAAUGUCAUGUGGAAUUGCAUUGUACAGUCUUCAGUCAUAUCAGCAAUCAGCAGAUACCUUAUCAAACAUGCAGGAAUGUAGUCCAUUCCAUGCCUGUUUCUCCGUCACAAGAUAUGGAUUAGGUCUUGUUCCUGCACUUUCUGCUCUCGUCGGAAUCAUAGUAACUUCUACCAUGAAACUACAUCCAUCGGCAUUAAACCCUUUGGCAGAACCUCUAUUAGCACAGUUUUAAAGAUUAGCUUGUUUUUGGUUUCGUAUACAGAUAUGAUCAAGCAAUUCCUCGGCUUUGAUGUGUACUCGAAGCAAAGAUACCUCUAGGCCAUACCCGAUAUCUAACUCCUGAAAUCCUGCCAAAAAGAUACGGCUAGUCACUUUGUAAUUGUACACAACUCUGUACAUAAUCGUGUACACUAGUCUUGUAUAUUACACAGAUAUAAGCUAAAAGACUGUGAAUAGUUCAUUCACAUAUGGUAAACAUUUAGGAACAAUUGGAACUGGUCUUCUGGUUGCCAGAGAUUUAGGCACAUUUGUUAUUCUCACUGUCAAGAUUAAAAACAGUCUUAUCGUAAAUUAGGCUCCUGUUUGUUAUCGUAAAUUUAUUGUAUGGAAUGAGAAUCUCAUUCCUAUUGGUAAA
Molecule: messenger RNA, 2340 nt
Organism: Daucus carota subsp. sativus
Lineage: Eukaryota; Viridiplantae; Streptophyta; Magnoliopsida; Apiales; Apiaceae
Exons: 13
Coding region: 559-1938 (459 amino acids)
Biological process (GO): carbohydrate transport
Cellular component (GO): plasma membrane
Molecular function (GO): symporter activity
Source: RefSeq, a predicted model, not a curated record